This is a messenger RNA of Selaginella moellendorffii, 1295 nucleotides long. Its product is annotated as rho GDP-dissociation inhibitor 1. The coding region runs from base 277 to 1107 and encodes 276 amino acids. Gene Ontology annotation, biological process: Rho protein signal transduction. NCBI's taxonomy places the organism in Eukaryota, Viridiplantae, Streptophyta, Lycopodiopsida, Selaginellales, Selaginellaceae. The record is from RefSeq and is a predicted model, not a curated record. Gene Ontology annotation, molecular function: protein binding; Rho GDP-dissociation inhibitor activity. Gene Ontology annotation, cellular component: cytoplasm; membrane; cytosol. The transcript is spliced from 5 exons.
AGAAAAAAAACCCAAAGCAAGAACACCAUAGCCAGGACCUUAAAGUUGGAUCAUGUAGUACUACUCAAUGGCUCCAAGUGUGUGAGUUUAUUUUCUCUCUCCUAGUUUUUUUUUCCUUUCCUGGGUCGAGUCGAGCGAGGGAAGGCUUUGAUGAUGGCGAGUGGCACUGGAGCCUGGCGCUCUUAGCUGCAUUGUUCUUCACUUGGGUCUUGCCAAACGGCCGUAAGGAUUCGUGGGUUUCUCCCAAGAAGACUGUUCUCUCGCUCUUCCCUGAUCAUGUCUCUCGUCGCCCUGGCGGCAGCAGCACCGCCAUCACCACCGAGCUCCUCCAGCGGCAAUGUAGCUUCCGCCGCCUCCACUCCACCGCCAAGCUCUUCCUCCUCUUGUUCCUCCUCCUCCUCAUCGUCCUCCUCGUCCAUCCAGAGCGACGAGUUUGCGAUGGCUUCUACGCGGCAGCUCUCCGACACCACCGAGUCCAUCGACUCCGACUUGGACUCCAUCGAAGAGGAAGAAGAAGUGGGAGGAGAGAUAGAAGACGAGGAAGAAGAUGGAGGAGGGACGAGUAACUUGGGCCCGAUCAUCUCACUCAAGCAACACCUCGAGCUCGACAAGGAGGACGAAAGCUUGCGGAGGUGGAAGGAACAGCUCCUUGGUCUUGACAAGAAUCUCCUCCUCGACAUGGAUGGUGUUGCUGCUGGCGAGAUGGAGCCGGCUGUGAAAGUCCUGACGCUGGGAAUCGAGGCCGAGGGCCGUCCACACUUAAAACUCUCGCUCCCCUUCGCUUCCAAGAGCCAUGCGUUCACUCUCAAGGAAGGCUCGAGCUAUCGGCUUUGUUUCACCUUCGUUGUCAGUCACAACAUCGUCUCAGGCCUCACUUACGUGAACACUGUCUGGAAGAAUGGCCUUCGAGUGGAUCACACUCGAACAAUGCUAGGAACUUUUGGACCCCGGGCAGAGCCUUACACUCACUUCACUGACGAGGAGACAACACCCUGUGGGAUUCUAGCUCGCGGUUCUUACUCGGCAAAGACAAAGUUCCUAGAUGACGACAAGAGAUGUUAUCUGGAGCUGGACUACACAUUUAACAUCAGAAAGGACUGGCACUGACCCAAGACUCGUAAGCGUUUAACGCAAGAAGAACAAAAAAAUCCAGUUUUUUCUUCGUUUCUUUCCUCCAGCAUGCAAGCAAGCAAGCAGCAAGCAGUGCUUAACUCACAUGAAUUGUGAAUGGAGGACUGCUGUAACACUGGCUUUUGUGUUGUUGCUUCUUUCCAACAGAGUUUAUUUGAGCAACA